AAAAAAAACAGCUAUUAGCAAAACCGAAUGCAGCCAUUUCACAGCUUCACUUCCUGUCAAGUGAAGUGACGGUUCCGUAUUCAUCACUAUAUACUUCAGUUCAACAAAUGCUUCAGAGGAUGCCUGAGUUCUCAAAGGACACCAUGAGGAUUACUCUUUAUACACUUGUCUUCCUCUUCUCUCUACCAUGGAGUCUAAACGGCCAUUUAACAACCAGCCUUAAGAAUAUUGAGGUAACAAACACAGCAGAAAAUGCAUCAAGGCAGAGGGACUACACGAUUGAUUCUGGAACAAAAAACGUGGUUUCACUUUCAAGAAGCGUUCAGAUGCAACACAUUACAAGUCACCCAGAGCAGCAAGGUAUCAGGCUGAGGACAACAAAUGGUGAAGACAAGACAUCAAGGACAAAGAGGAAUGUACUUUAUGACACACACAACUUGACUACUGCGUCAACACAACUUGACGAGGCAAUUCUACAAAAGGAACUACUAAAACCAACAGAAAGUUCCCGCAGACCACAUACUAAAUAUCUUUCGCAAACAGAGAAUGCUACACAAUUUAAUGUCUCUACUAAACCACCCAAUGCCACAAGGGCAGAUGUUUCACCAAAAGAAAAGACAAGCAGUGGUCUUUCUGAGACACAGAAUAGCACACAGGAAACACCUUCUACUUCUCAUUUCUCUGGACUCUAUGAUGUGCAAGCAAAUAAAAAAGUAACGGAAAGCGUCAAAAACAAUACAAAUAAAGAUCUUCAAACAGUCCAGCCCCCAGUGAAAACUACAUACCAACCAAGCCCAGUGACUCAUCCCCACACUUCUGCAAUAACAACUGUGUCAGAUUUCAAUGGGACAGUAAGCACCAGUGGUGUAAAAACCACAGAGAGGAAAGUCACAGACAAGUGGACAAGUAAUCAAAAACCUGAGCCUGAGACUUCAUCUGUGACUAAGCCUACAAAGAUGUUGACCACCACUAAAAAGACCACCACAAAGCGAAGUCCACCUCCAUCAAAAGACAACCAGCAAGCGAACCCAGGUCCUGCUGUAGCAGCCGUGAUUGGCACCACGUUUGUUUUGAUGUUCAUAGCGAUAAUCUUUAUCUUGAUAAGGAAACGUAAAAUACAACAAAGGCAGCUUGAAAAUCCUGAGUGGGCCGGACCAUCACCAUUUCUGGAUGGCGAUGUUCAACCGAACUUGCCAAAUGUGGAUGAAUCUGACACCAUCAAUAGACAAGGCUUCAACCAGAUGUCUGUUUCCAGAUACAUCUCUCAACGGCUCUCAAAACACCUGACAUUGGGGAGGAACACAAGUGAGGAAGUUCUCAUGGGGGACAUCCUGCAAGGAAGCACGUUCGGCAGGAAAAAUCCGGAUGAGGUCCAAGCCCCCAAUGGGAAACCGACAACUACUCAAGGCUCAACUGAGAGAAAAGAUAACAAAAUCCAGGAAGUUCAAGCAUCUGUGGACUCUUCUGACUCCAAAACACCUGUGCCAGGAAGUGCACAAGAACCUGUGAUGGAGAACAAAGAAUACAAGCAGACUGAUGACCUCACUCCAUCUUUGUCUUCUGGACCGCAUACUGUAAUUAAACUUCCUCCACCUUUAGUGUCUAUAGAUCUUGAUUCCCUUUCAGAAGAUGCAGCUCCUUUGCAAACAUCAGAUGUUGGGACUGUUCCACCUGCUCCACCUCUGCCCUAAUCUCAUGAGACAUCUAAAAACCACUAAAAAAGACAAACACCACACUCAUAUUUGCUUUCUAAAAGUCAAACAAAUUAUGUAAACACAACUGCAUGCAACCUUGACUCAUCGAAACAUUUAAAAAAAGGACACAUUAAAGAGGUUGUGUGUUUUUGUCAUUAGCCAAUAGGCUUUAAUUAUUAUGUUAAUCCUGAUUUGCUCCUUGCCAAACAGUGGCAGCUCGAUCUUGAGAGAAUCUGAUUGGACAAAAAGCUGUGCAGUCCAGAAUGAAUCAUUCAUAUUCUUGGUCGGGGUGUGCAAUCCUGCUCCUG
Messenger RNA from Carassius carassius (crucian carp), 2002 nucleotides. Its product is annotated as protein EVI2B-like. Bases 108 to 1691 code for a protein of 527 amino acids. The record is from RefSeq and is a predicted model, not a curated record. The transcript is spliced from 2 exons. Lineage: Eukaryota; Metazoa; Chordata; Actinopteri; Cypriniformes; Cyprinidae.